This is a messenger RNA of Penicillium subrubescens, 300 nucleotides long. RefSeq lists its product as uncharacterized. NCBI's taxonomy places the organism in Eukaryota, Fungi, Ascomycota, Eurotiomycetes, Eurotiales, Aspergillaceae. The record is from RefSeq and is a predicted model, not a curated record. The transcript has a single exon. Bases 1 to 300 code for a protein of 99 amino acids.
AUGACUAACCCCUCAAAAUCCAACUCUAACAAACACCACAGCAAAAGUGAUAACCUUGAAAACGCAAUCUGGUUCAACAGCACCCCCACCGAUCAAGGCAAGUACAUCGAAGUCGACGUCAUCAUCGACGAAACCACCCGCAAGCGCCGAGCGAAGCGUUCCGCACUCUGGCAGAACCACAUCGACGGGGACCUCAAGCACGAAGUCGAAAUGCAUAGACUUUUGGUGCACUGGGCACAAUCUGGGGUUAGUAUGAAGCAAAUCGGUGAGUCUCCUGUGAACAUGCUUUAUCGGCGUUAG